This is a messenger RNA of Trichoderma gamsii, 1188 nucleotides long. Its product is annotated as flap endonuclease 1. The transcript has 3 exons. The record is from RefSeq and is a predicted model, not a curated record. Gene Ontology annotation, cellular component: cytoplasm; nucleus. Gene Ontology annotation, molecular function: 5'-flap endonuclease activity; 5'-3' exonuclease activity; DNA binding. NCBI's taxonomy places the organism in Eukaryota, Fungi, Ascomycota, Sordariomycetes, Hypocreales, Hypocreaceae. Bases 1 to 1188 code for a protein of 395 amino acids.
AUGGGUAUCAAGCAGCUAUUCCAGAUUGUCAAGGAGGAGGCUCCAGAUGCCAUCAAAGAGGGCGAAAUCAAGAACCAGUUUGGGCGCAAAGUUGCUAUUGACGCCUCCAUGAGUAUAUACAGCUUCCUGAUUGCUGUGCGAUCCGACGGCCAGCAGCUCAUGAACGAGAGCGGCGAGACAACGUCACAUCUGAUGGGUAUGUUCUACCGCACGCUGCGCAUGGUGGACAACGGAAUCAAGCCCCUCUACGUUUUCGACGGCGCACCGCCGAAGCUCAAGUCUGGCGAAUUGGCGAAGCGAUUUCAGCGCAAGCAAGAGGCUACAGAGGGCCUUGAGGAGGCCAAGGAGACAGGUACCGCGGAAGAUGUCGAGAAGUUCUCUAGGCGAACGGUUCGAGUUACGAGAGAACACAAUGCCGAGUGUCAGCGCUUGCUCAAGCUCAUGGGCAUUCCGUACAUUAUUGCACCGACAGAGGCUGAGGCCCAGUGCGCAGUCUUGGCAAGAGCUGGAAAGGUGUAUGCUGCGGCGAGUGAGGACAUGGACACUCUGUGCUUCAAUACUCCAAUCUUGUUGCGUCACCUUACUUUUAGUGAGCAGAGAAAGGAGCCUAUCCAGGAGAUUCACUUGGACAAGGUGCUGGAGGGGUUGAACAUGGAGCGAAAGCAGUUCGUUGAUCUCUGCAUCCUGCUAGGCUGUGACUAUCUCGACCCGGUCCCCAAGGUUGGCCCCACCACGGCUCUGAAACUGAUCCGAGAGCAUGGCUCUCUGGAAAAGGUUGUCGAGGCCAUUGAAAAAGAUAGCAAGAAGAAGUACACGCUGCCAGAGGACUGGCCUUACAAGGACGCCCGAGAACUAUUCUUCAACCCGGAUGUGCGCCAAGCAGACGACCCCCUUUGCGAUUUCAAGUGGGAAAAGCCCGACAUGGAAGGGUUGAUCACAUUCCUCGUCACCGAAAAGGGAUUCUCCGAGGAUCGCGUUCGUAGCGCAGGCGCUCGGCUCGAGAAGAACCUGAAGAGCUCUCAGCAGGCACGUCUAGAGGGGUUCUUCAAACCUGUUCCGAAGAGUGAUGCGGAAAAAGCUGCGCAUAAGCGCAAGCUGGAUGAGAAGAAUGAGGAGAAGAAGAAGAAGCUUAAGCUGGAGAAGAAGGAAAAGGCUGCGGUCAAGGCAAAGCCCCGGGGUGGAGCAUAA